UUUUCUCUAUUUUUCAAUCUCCUUUUAAACCUCUGGUUCCUCUCAAACACUUAUCUACAUUGCAAUUGCAGUUGCAGUCGACAAGAUGAGGAUGCUGAAUUUUUUUGUUCUGGUGGUGAUGAUGCUGCUGUCGGGCGCCGCCGUUUCUCACGGCCAAAACUGGACGGUUGGCGGCGGGAGAAUGAGAAAAGUUGAAGAUGAGUACUUGAAGUGGAUUAGACAUAUGGGUUCUUUCAAGCACUCUCUUUUUCAAAACACCAAGAACAAGUUCAAGCCUUGUUUGACGCUCAGGGUUUCCAAGAAGCCUAAGGCUGGGGGAUUCCGGUCGGUGCAGAAAGCUAUCAACUCUCUGCCCCUCAUCAACCGGUGCCGGGUCGUCAUCCAUGUCGCCGCCGGAAUCUACAGGGAGAAGGUUGAGAUUCCGGCGAUGAUGAGUUACAUAUGGGUGGAGGGAGAAGGGGCGGAGAAGACGAUCAUUGAAUGGAGCGACACGGCGGACCAUAUGGGUGACAACGGCCGUCCGAUCGGCACUUUUGGUUCUGCAACUUUUGCUGUUAAUUCACCCUUCUUCAUUGCUAGGAACAUCACCUUCAAGAACAAGGCGCGGGCGCCGCCGUCGGGGGCGUUGGGGAAGCAAGCGGUGGCUUUCAGAAUAACGGGAGAUGCGGCUGCGUUCAUAAGCUGCAGGUUUAUCGGUGCGCAGGACACGCUGUACGACCACUUGGGGCGGCACUACUUCAAGGACUGCUAUAUCGAGGGGUCGGUGGAUUUCGUGUUCGGGGACGGGCUGUCCAUCUACGAGGGGUGCCAUUUGCACGCCAUCACGGACAGCUACGGCGCUCUGACCGCCCAGAAGAGGAACAGCCUGCUGGAGGAAACGGGGUUUUCGUUCCUCAACUGUAAGGUUUCCGGGUCGGGGGCUCUGUAUUUGGGGCGGGCCUGGGGCAGCUUCUCCCGUGUGGUGUUUGCUUAUACCUUCAUGGAUAAAAUCAUCACUCCCACUGGUUGGUACAACUGGGGCGACAAAAACCUCGAAUUGACUGUAUUUUAUGGGCAAUACAGAUGCUCAGGACCAGGAGCAGAUUAUGGAGGACGAGUUUCAUGGUCUAGAGAACUCACUGAGUCUGAAGCCAACCCCUUUGUGUCUCUCGAUUUUAUUGGUGCAAAAGAAUGGCUUCCAAAGCGCACUCAUCUCGCCAUUAAAUCACCACCACAUUGACUCUCUCUCUCUCUCUC
Cucurbita moschata (crookneck pumpkin) is the source of this 1236-nucleotide messenger RNA. RefSeq names its product probable pectinesterase 53. The transcript has 4 exons. Gene Ontology annotation, biological process: cell wall modification. Lineage: Eukaryota; Viridiplantae; Streptophyta; Magnoliopsida; Cucurbitales; Cucurbitaceae. Bases 86 to 1219 code for a protein of 377 amino acids. Gene Ontology annotation, molecular function: pectinesterase activity. The record is from RefSeq and is a predicted model, not a curated record.